AUGGGUUUAAGAAGAACAUCGUUGGUUUUAUACACUCUCUUAUUCUUUCAUCUCCAGCACAACCUUCCUUCUGUUAGUUCAAGGCCUUACUCUGUUGAUACGUACCAGGAGAGUCUUCCUCUCAGAGCCACAAAACCAGAUGUUGUUGGUUUUGAAGGAAAGGCUCAAGAAUUAGCUGUGGUUAUAAAAAAAGGAGGCGGUGGUGGUGGUGGUGGAGGAGGACGUGGUGGUGGAAGCGGACGUGGUGGUCGAGGAGGAAGCGUUGUACCUGUAAUAAUUCCGAUUAAUUCUGGAGGUCACCAUUCAAGCGGCAUCCGGAAUAUUGGAGGGGGAGUUUGCACCGUCUGUUGGUUGAGUUUAUCAGUUUUAGCCGGUUUAUUAUUGGUUUAAGUCUGGAUUUAUGUUUGACAUCCGAUUUGAUUUGGUCUUAGAUUGAUUGGCCAACGGUAAAUAGGUGAAAUAUAGAUUUAUACAGGUAAGCGACUUUACUAGUAUGAAAGCUAAUUUUCUCUAUAUACAUUGUCUUUUGAAUGUUACAAAAAAAAUACAUUGU
Messenger RNA from Eruca vesicaria subsp. sativa (arugula), 553 nucleotides. The record is from the annotation of a GenBank genome assembly. NCBI's taxonomy places the organism in Eukaryota, Viridiplantae, Streptophyta, Magnoliopsida, Brassicales, Brassicaceae.